Molecule: messenger RNA, 1566 nt
Organism: Daphnia magna
Lineage: Eukaryota; Metazoa; Arthropoda; Branchiopoda; Diplostraca; Daphniidae
Exons: 9
Coding region: 28-1479 (483 amino acids)
Biological process (GO): protein ubiquitination
Cellular component (GO): Cul4-RING E3 ubiquitin ligase complex
Source: RefSeq, a predicted model, not a curated record
CAUUUGUUCGAUUUGAAACGUCCAAACAUGGCGCGAGUCAACAACAACACAAACUUUUCCCCAAUAAAACUAAUGCAGUUUCGUGAAUAUAGUAUUUCGACACAGAACUCAAAGCACUUUAACUGGAAAAUCCUGAGGUCGUUUCUCACUUGUAAAGAAGGCUUUGCUUUGAAAGAAAUUAAAACUUUCCAAGGUGCAAAAAGCUGUUGCAGGAUUAUUUAUAGCGAUGGUUACCUUAUAAUAAAGGAAGUUUCAACGUCAAAUACACUCAAAGUUUAUAAUUUAAAUGGGCACAAUAAAACACCAUUCUUGAAGUCCACAAUCUGUGAUGGUGAGGAGUGGAAAGAUCGUAGUUUUGGAAUUGCUCCAAUAUUAAAUUUGUCUAGCCAAAUUACACAAAAACAUGGUUUUAAAACUGGAUUGUACUAUAUCACAGCUACAAAAUUGCAUGUGUUAAAUUUCUAUAAUGGAACUGUUGAUGCAGUGACUCUCCCUGUGAAUUACAGAUUUUCUGGAAUUGCAAUUGAUGAAGAAACACACACACUAGCAGUGUCUUCAGUAAAAAAUCUAAAGGGAAACCUGUUAAUGGUAUUUGCCCUCUAUGAAUAUUAUCCUUGUGUAGCCUUUCAACAACUUCUACAGAUCCAAAAAUCAACCUUUGGAUUAUCACUAACUGGAGCUGAAGUUAACCAGGGUCUGCUUUUGACCUUACACCAAUCCAAUAAAGUCAAAGUCUACAGCCUUGCUACUGUUUGUCAACAACAAGGCAGCUCACCUCCUCCGGUACUUUUUGAAAUAGAUACCAUCAAUCACGUUAUGUUAAUUGGAACCGCUCCGUAUCAUUUAAUAAAAGCCACGCACGUGAAUUCGUUUUUCAUCCAAAAUCUAGAAGACGGAAGAUCACUGGGCACUGUUGAAGCGAAACCAGAUUCCUUUGAUCCUUACCUGGGCUUUCAUCCUGAUGGGUCGCCUCGCUUGAUUUUCACCGAUAACGGAACUUUACGAUUGUUUGACAUAGUAACCAAAGACGGAGUGCCAACUUUGGUUCCCGGCCAUCUUCAUAGUCGUCCUGCCUGUUCUGAAGCAAAUGCUUCAGGCGAACGGCCAAAAACAACAACUACAAGAAGUGGUCGCACGAUAAGAAAGCCGACAAAUUCUUCAUCCUAUUCUCAAAAAAACGACGAGGAGGAAACGGUCCAGAUAGUAUGGGACUAUGAGGAUGAUCUCAAUCUUUUGGCUAUUCUUUAUGCUUUCCAAGUAAAUGAACGCAAUGCAUACUUCAAGUUAACCCUCGAUCUCGUGGACUCGCUAAGUGGAAAAAGGCUAAGACGUAUAGAACUGGACCAGAAGAUUCGAACCUCACCCUACGAUACCCUGGAGCUAUUCCUGCGAUUAGAUGCCGACCAAUGCCUCAUUUCAAUCUCACGUAGCAGUCGAACGUCCAUUCUUGUGUUCCGAUUCAUCUCUACAAGCAAGUGAUUCCUCCACAACAAUUGUAAUUUACCAUCUGUACUCCUUUGUAUUGAAACAAGUGAUGAUGAAGAAUGUUCAUAAAUGAAAAACGGA